This is a messenger RNA of Thecamonas trahens ATCC 50062, 594 nucleotides long. RefSeq lists its product as uncharacterized. The record is from RefSeq and is a predicted model, not a curated record. The coding region runs from base 1 to 594 and encodes 197 amino acids. NCBI's taxonomy places the organism in Eukaryota, Apusomonadida, Apusomonadidae. The transcript has 2 exons.
AUGGGAGAUUCGGUCGUCACUGCAACUGCUCUCUCCACUGUUGCUGUUCUGUUUAUCAUCGCUGCACUCUGUGUCGCUCUCCGUCUCAAGAUCGCUGUUGACAAUGAGAAGGCCGGAAAGACGCCUGCCGACCAACAUGUCGCUGCGCAGCCGGUGCUGUUGGAAGACGCCAGCCAUCUGCCCUUUGCACAAGAUUCGGAAGGGCAGAACGAUGCGCCGCAUGGCCAGUCGUUUGAAAGCCAGCCGAAUGAUGCACAGGCAGAGCCUACAAUCGGCCCAAAGCUGCACCCCACGUCGCUGUCGCCGGCGGCUGCGCCUGCACCUGCACCUGCUCCAGCUACACCUUCUCCGUCGGCACAUGUGGCGGCUGCAUCGGUGCAGUCGUCGCUCUCGCCUGCCCGCACAGUAGCCUCGCCGUCAUCGACGCCGCCGCGUGGCCCGCGUCCGCGUCCCCGUCCGCGCCCUAGCCUCACCACCCAGGUCUACACCCCUGGCCGCAACGGUGGGGUAGAGACAUCGAUGACGCCCUCGCGCGAAGUCGCUGCCACCACCGUCCCUCUCGAUACCUUUGCCCAGCACCAGUCGCGUAUCUAG